This is a messenger RNA of Striga asiatica, 1393 nucleotides long. NCBI's taxonomy places the organism in Eukaryota, Viridiplantae, Streptophyta, Magnoliopsida, Lamiales, Orobanchaceae. The record is from the annotation of a GenBank genome assembly.
AAANUUCAGGAUUUUUUUUUUUUUUUAAAGAAAAAAAUUCAGCUGAGCAGCGCCUUGAAACCUCUCAGAACCAUGUCGUCUUCUUCGAGCAGCGGCCUAACGUUCAAGCUCCAUCCUCUCGUCAUUGUCAACAUCUCUGAUCACUACACUCGGGUCAAGUCCCAGUCUCUUCCGACUCCGGUCACCCCUAGCGGCGGCGAUACUUCGGCGGUUUCUCUUCCCUCGCCGCCUCGCGUGUACGGAUGUGUCAUCGGUGUCCAGCGCGGCCGCACCGUCGAGAUCUUCAACAGCUUCGAGCUUCUUUACGACGUCUCCACCCACUCGCUGGACCGCGCUUUUCUCGAGAAGAAGCAAGAGCUUUAUAAGAAGGUGUUUCCGAAUUUUUACAUCCUGGGAUGGUACUCAACGGGGAGCGAUGCGCAAGAGUCCGAUAUGAAUAUUCACAAAGCUUUGAUGGAUAUCAAUGAGAGUCCUGUUUAUGUUCUUCUCAAUCCUUCAAUUAAUCCUGCACAGAAAGAUCUGCCUGUCACAAUAUAUGAAAGUGAGUUGCAUGUUAUUGAUGGCAUCCCUCAGCUUAUAUUUGUUCGAUCAAGUUAUACUAUAGAGACAGUGGAAGCUGAAAGAAUAUCUGUUGAUCAUGUCGCCCAUCUUAAGCCAUCUGAUGGUGGUUCGGCUGCAACUCAAUUGGCUGCUCACCUUACUGGCAUACAUAGUGCAAUCAAGAUGCUGAAUGGUAGGAUCAAGGUUCUUCAUCACUAUCUUCUUGCCAUGCAAAAAGGGGAAAUUCCGAGUGACAAUUCGUUGCUGAGGCAAGUAUCUAGUCUCCUGAGAAGAUUACCAGCCAUCGAAUCUGACAAAUUUCAAGAUGAUUUCUUGAUGGAAUACAAUGAUACACUGUUGAUAACUUAUCUGGCAAUGUUCACCAACUGUUCAAGCACGAUGAACGAGCUGGUCGACAAAUUCAAUACUGCUUACGACAGGCAUAGUCGAAGGGGUGGCCGCACCUCCUUUAUCUGAGAUGUUUUGCUCAUUUUUCUCUCUUGUGUGUUGCUGAAUUUUCCCCCGAGGAAGGCCACUUGUGUUACAUACCCGAAUAGUUGUGAGCAGUAUAAAUAGUUUUGAGAAGGUGUUACCGUUGAGAGGUAAAGUAUAUCACUUUGCGUAGCACGUGCUGAAUUCUGGUGAGCAGGUCAAAAGCCAUUUCAAAUUGGUGUGUUGUAUGACAGUGCAUCAAUUUGUGCUGUGGAUUCCUGUUGGUGUUGGUGCUACUACCUUCUCCAGAAAAAGCGUACUUUCUUUUGACUUUUGAGGUUGAUGUUUGUUUUCCCAAUUUGGGUAUGCAUUUUGAGUUUAAAAUGUUCUUGAUUGGCUUUGAAUUUACAUGUUAUAGCUG